UCUCGUGAGACCUUAUGGCAUGUGCCACAGUCUUUCAAUGUAACGGAUCCGAUUAAUCCACCUGUCGGUUGGGGGUUUCAAAACAUUGAUUUCGAGAUCAAGAAGAAGAAGAAGACCUCGACUGACGCUCCUCCGAUGGGUUGGUGGUGUGGGCAUAUGUCUCUGUGGGAAUGUGGGCUCAUUGGGCUUUUGUUUGUUUCUAAGUAGCUCGGUCGUUUUUGGACUGGGCCUGUUUGUGAUAAGGGUUUGAGCUCCGGGCGAAGCGUGGCCAUGGCGGCCAAGCGGGUCGCCGUCCUUCACAGCCUCAUCCCGAACCCCCCCGGCCUCGCCGGUCCCGAUCGCGUCCCGGAGAUACUCCUCCUCCUCCGCCGCCGCCUAUGGUCAAUGAAGAAGGACGCCUUGCUGGAGGCGGCGCUCUCCCGCAACCGCCGCUGGAUCGUCAACAACCAGAUCAAGAACUUCCUCCUCCGCUCCCCCGGCCGCACCGCCACCGUUCGCUCCCUCCAGAAGCGUUUCAAGACCUUUGACCUCCAAGGCCGCGCCCUCAACUGGCUCCGAAAGUACCCCUGCUGCUUCGACACCUUAUCCGGCCCGGCUGGCCCCGACGGCGGCGGCGGUGAGGAGCUUCGCUUCACCUUCUCCAAGCGCAUGGCCGCGCUCGUCGACGAGGAGGAGAGCGUCAAGGAGGCCUCCGAGCCCGCCAUGGCCCGGCGGCUCGCUAAGCUCCUCAUGCUCUCCCGAGACCGCCGCCUCAACGUCGUCAAGCUCAACGAGCUUAAGCGCAACUUCGGCUUCCCCGACGACUACGUCCUGCGCCUCAUUCCCAAGCAUCCGGAGAUCUUCAGGAUAAUCAACCGCACUGGGCGGCAGAACGCGAUGGAGAUCGAGCUCCUCCGGUGGGAUCCCAAUCUCGCGAUCUCCGCCAUCGAGGCCGCGGCCAUCGAUCGCGGAACUGAGCCGCGGUACGUAUGCUCGUUGCCGGAGACCUGGUUCAAGACCCGGGAGAAGUUCGACGAGUUCAACGACGCCACGCCGUACGUCUCGCCGUACUCGGAGGACCGGACGGAGUCAGAAAAGCGGGCGGUGGGGGUCGUCCAUGAGAUCCUUUCGCUGUCGCUGUGGAAGAAAGCAUCGAUCCUAAAGCUGGAGCACUUUAAGAGGGAGUUUGGAUUGCCGGUGAGGCUGAACCUAUUGUUGCUGAGGCAUCCGUGCAUCUUCUAUGUGUCGAACAGGUAUAAGAUUUAUACGGUGGUCCUCAGGGAAGCAUACAAUGGGUCGGAGCUCAAAGAUAAGGACCCGUUGGUGGUGGUGAAGGAUAAGCUUGGGGAAUUGAUGCAGGAGGGGCUUCACGAGUACAAUCGGAGACGGCAUCUAGCAAACUUAGGGAAGAAGAGGAAGAGAGGUGAGAUUGACUUGACACCGAAGAAGGAAGAAGAUGAUGAAAAUGAAGAGGAAGCUUCGAGACUGGACACUGUUGAGAAGAGGGAAGAGAGGAUAAGGUUUUACAAAGUGCUCUUCGACGAGAAACCAUGAUGAAAUGGAGCUUUCCUUUCCCCAUCCCAUCAUCGCUACUAGUGAAACAAACGGAUGGAGGAAAAGAAGAGAGAAGCGCUUAAGCCCGCUCGCCUCGGAUCCGGCGAGCGAGCUGGAUGUCCUUGGGCAUGAUGGUGACCCGCUUGGC
Molecule: messenger RNA, 1681 nt
Organism: Musa acuminata AAA Group (dessert banana)
Lineage: Eukaryota; Viridiplantae; Streptophyta; Magnoliopsida; Zingiberales; Musaceae
Product: protein WHAT'S THIS FACTOR 1 homolog, chloroplastic-like
Exons: 2
Coding region: 271-1533 (420 amino acids)
Molecular function (GO): RNA binding
Source: RefSeq, a predicted model, not a curated record